Messenger RNA from Aphanomyces astaci, 732 nucleotides. RefSeq lists its product as hypothetical. Bases 1 to 732 code for a protein of 243 amino acids. Lineage: Eukaryota; Oomycota; Saprolegniomycetes; Saprolegniales; Verrucalvaceae. The transcript is spliced from 2 exons. The record is from RefSeq and is a predicted model, not a curated record.
AUGUUCUGGAAGAAUCCGUCUGCGCUGACCCAAGUGCUGAUCGUGGCCAUGGUGUGCUUCACGUGCCCUGGUCUGUUCAAUGCACUGAACAGUAUUGCCGCGGGUGUGGCUGACGAAACCAUCAAUUAUAACGCGACGGCGUUGCUGUACGCUUGCUUUGCGCUGUUCGGUCUGUUUGCCGGCGGUGCCGUGAACGUGAUCGGGCCCAAGUACACGCUGUUCAUCGGCACGUUUGGUUACAUCAUGUACGCUGCGUCUUUGCUGGUGAUGGACAAGAACUACGACACCGUGGCCAAGGUUUACAGCAGCGGCGCCACGGCGUUCUUCUAUGCGUCGAACGCGGUGAUCGGUAUCUCUGCGGGUUUCUUGUGGACGGCGCAAGGCCAGAUGUGCAUGGCGUACCCCACGUCCGAGACCAAGGGCACGUACUUUGCGUACUUUUGGGUCAUCUUCAACUUGGGGGGGUCUCUCGGGGGCUUCUUGUCGUUCGCGACCAACUACGACAACAAGGGCGAGGCCGCCACGACGUCGACGUACGUGGUGUUUUUGAUCUUGAUGUCGUGCGGCGCCUUGUUUUCGCUCGUGUUAGCCGACCCCAACAACGUCGUGCGUAACGACGGCACGAUGGUCAAGGUGGAGCGUUUGCCCAACCCCGUGUCCGAGUUCGUGGCCACGCUCAAGACGUUCUUGGACCCCAAGAUGCUGCUCAUGUUCCCGCUGUUUGCUUUAUAG